AUGGCGAUAGCAAAUAUACCUUUAGCACUACCCCUUGCCGCAGUUGUGUCCCGACCGCUUGCAAAGCUCCAAUUCUGUCGACGAUGUCUGCGAUCAUUUUCCACCGGCCAGGCGAUGCUGGCAGGCCACAACAAGUGGUCCAAGACCAAACACAUCAAGGCGGUAACGGAUAAGAAGAAAAUGGCGGAGCGAACAGCAUUCACGAAGCUUAUUGCAAUGUACUCGCGAAUGUACGGGGAAGACGUCAAAUUUAACCCACAGCUAGCAAAUGCCAUAGCGGCGGCCACCAAAGGCAACGUUCCGAAGGCCCUUGUCGAAGCAGCAAUCGCCCGCGGCCAAGGCCGAUCAGCAGCCGGAGCGCAACUGGAAUCAAUGACACUCGAAGUACUCAUGCCGCCUAAUAUUGCACUGAUCGCGGAUAUAGAAACCGACAAUAAGACCCGCACCUUGCAAGACCUCAAAUUUGUUGUCAAAAAAGCUGGCGGCGUCACCGGCUCAACUUCGUUCUACUUCUCGAGGCGCGGCCGAAUAAUAUUCAGGAACAAGGAGGGCGGACCAACACUGUCUGAUCUUCUAGAAGAGGCGAUUGAGCACGACGGAGCUGACGACGUAGAAGAAUUACCAGACGGGGACUUGCUGGUGUUGACAGAGCCAGCGCAAUUGAUGGCCAUCACAGAAGCACUCUCGAAGAGAUUUGGGCUCGAGGUCGUCGAAUCGGACAUUAUCUGGGCUGCAAAUGAAGAUACCAAGACUGCAAUCGACACCGAGCAAUCUGUGGAAAGCUUAGAUGCGCUUUUCAUUGGGCUACGAGAGUAUCCCGAAGUCAAAGCAAUCUUUGCAAACAUCAACCAAGGUAGCAUUACCGAGGAAGAGUGGGAGAGGGUAGAGAGGCACAUAGAUGUAUGA
Messenger RNA from Metarhizium brunneum ARSEF 3297, 906 nucleotides. The record is from RefSeq and is a predicted model, not a curated record. Lineage: Eukaryota; Fungi; Ascomycota; Sordariomycetes; Hypocreales; Clavicipitaceae.